Zingiber officinale is the source of this 519-nucleotide messenger RNA. RefSeq names its product brassinosteroid-responsive RING protein 1-like. The record is from RefSeq and is a predicted model, not a curated record. The transcript has a single exon. Bases 1 to 519 code for a protein of 172 amino acids. Gene Ontology annotation, biological process: protein ubiquitination. Lineage: Eukaryota; Viridiplantae; Streptophyta; Magnoliopsida; Zingiberales; Zingiberaceae. Gene Ontology annotation, molecular function: ubiquitin protein ligase activity.
AUGGUGGAUUACUGCUGCGCUAGUCUUGUCCUGCUUCGAUUCCUUAAGCAUGCCGUCUUCUUAUUAUCUCUUGUAACGAAAUGGUUCCUUUCCCCCUGCUACGACGCCUGGUGGCCUAAUUCUUCUUCGCCGGAGAGAGACGGAAAAGGAACCGAGGCCAGGGAACGGCACCGCGCAGCCGCCCGGGCUGUGCGGACGGCCCUUGGGGUCGCCACCUACGGCGAACUGGUGGCCGAUCAGGAAGCGGCGGGCUUUUGCGCCGUGUGCCUUUGCAGGGUGGGGCCCCGCGACCGCGUGCGCGAGCUGCGCAGCUGCCGGCACGUGUUCCACAUGCGGUGCCUCGACCGAUGGCUCGACCACGACGAGCGCCUCAGCUGCCCGCUCUGCCGCGCGACGCUCCUCGACCUGCGAGGGGCGUCGGUUCAGCCGCCGCCGCCGGCGCAGCCCAGCUGGGCAGUCGAGCGCCUGCUAUACCUAUUCGGGGAUGACGUCCUCCUGGCUGAUCCUCAUCAGUCAUAG